AUGAUAAGCCAGGCAACCGUAGUUGCUGAGGUUCAACACGUCUUUGUAGGGCCGUCCCACGGUGAUACAGAGAGUCCGUUUUCGAAACUAUAUUAUGCUCUCCUUCCGCAUGGUUCCGGCGUUUCCGGGACUGGCAGUGCCAACGGGGAGCGAGCUCCAAAGAGGCGGAAACUUCAGAAUUCUACCAGAUAUGAUACUGCACUCCAGACUUUUGAUGACUCUAAGAGUGUCGUUUUGGCCAGACUUGUUCUGCAGCUGCACCCUUCCGUUGGCGAUGUAGGGAAACAUGUACCGCCGGAUGGCGCUCAGAUACCCGAAACUCCCUUGGAAGUGACUCUUGACUCUUUCGCCUGUACCCUCCCGGAGGAGCCUGAUCAGCGGGAGUCUUCGGACCCCUCCGCUACUCACUUCAGGGUGUCCUUUCGCGGAAUUGAUGUCGAGGCGACCACCACUCAAGACGCCUUGGACUCGCUAGACUCACACUUCAAGACAGUCGUGAAUCUUGGUGGCCGACGGCCCCGGUCCGGAGUAGCGUUCAGCCGUUGCCUACUCUCACCCCCGUCAUGGGGUAGGUCAUAUUUUACUCUGACGACCGAAACUCGCUGGAUGCUGGAUCAAGCCCUUGCAGAUCACCACGGCCAAAGAUUGGUACUACCCAUUGGGAAAUCCGAACUCAGACUUUUGAAUAGAUUUUUGCCAGAGAAAGAUCCACAAGAUCAUGAAGAUGGGUUGUUCUGGACCAUCGCCAGCUUCUACGAUUCCGUUCACGUGCCUCCCGUCGACAUGGAGAUCCCCCCUCAAAUACAGGAGAGUCUACCUGACAGCAGAUUAUAUCCGUUCCAGCAGCGGGCCGUACAUUGGUUGCUUCGAAGAGAAGGAGUCGAGUACCCUGUUACUGGAGGACCGCUCCGUGCAAUCCACGAGGAAACACCGCUGGGUCCCUUAACCUUCCGCCCUGUUGAGGAUGUUGACGGACGGAGGGCAUAUGUCAACAACCUUAUUGGUCUCAUUUCUUCCAAUCCCAGCACGGCAAACGGCGCAUCGUCUACUCUAAGGGGCGGCAUACUUGCAGAGGAAAUGGGCCUGGGCAAGACUGUCGAAAUCAUUGCACUGAUACGCCAGCACAAACGAAAAAUCAUCCAAGAAAGUGUAUACGACGCAUAUACCGGAGCAUACGUCAAGGCAUCCGGCGCCACCCUCAUCAUAUGCCCACCGUCUCUCCUCGAGCAAUGGAAGAAUGAGGUAGCUGCUCAUGCUCCUGAUUUGAGACUCAUGCAUUACGAAGGGAUAUUCUUGUCAUCACAGAGGAAGCUGUCAGAGGCUACAGUAGAAAACCUCAUACAGUACGACGUUGUCUUAACAACAUAUACUGUCCUUUCCCGCGAGAUCCACUACGCACGACCUCCUCCUGAUCGUACUCUACGUCAUCGGAAGCUACACGAAGCGCGAAGAAGUCCUCUUACUCAGAUCUCGUGGUGGAGAGUGUGCCUCGAUGAGGCGCAAAUGGUUGAAAAAGAUGUCAGCCAAGCUGCAACCGUUGCACGAAUCAUCCCCAGGUGCAAUGCAUGGGCUGUAAGUGGCACACCGCUUCGGCAACAAUUGUCAGAUCUACGCGGGCUUUUGACAUUUCUUCGCUAUGAGCCGUUCGCCAGCAACCAUUCUAUCUGGGACAGGUUGGAUAAGUCCACCUUCUACGCUAUCUUUAGUCAGAUUGCGCUUCGGCAUACAAAGGACAAAGUACGCGAAGAGCUUCGUUUACCGCCGCAGAAGCGCAUUGUAAUCACGGUACCAUUCACUGCCAUCGAAGAGCAGAAUUACUCAGAGAUGGUGCGUCAAAUGUGUGAGGCGUGCGGCUUCACGUCCGAAGGCGUUCCGAUUGAAGGCCGUAAAGUGGAUGAUAAAGAGGUGCUCGAGCGGAUGCGCGAGUGGUUGAUGAGACUGCGCCAGACGUGCCUGCAUGCGCAAGUUGGGCGGAGGAAUCGAAGAGCGCUUGGGGCUCGGAACGGGCCCCUCCGGACCGUCGAUGAAGUUUUGGAGGUCAUGAUCGAUCAGAACGACACACUGAAGAAAGCUGAGGCCCGAGAAUUUGUUCUGGCACUACUUCGUCAGGGCCUUAUUGUGGGUAACGCGGGUGACGACGAGAAGCGGAGUGUAGCCGCCCUGGAAUAUCAUCAAAUCGCCUUGGAGCAAGCUCAGAAAUGGGUUAAGCUCUGCCGCGAGGAGAUUGCGGAGGAGAAGAGGCGGCUGGGUACGGCGACAGUCGAAGAAUCUGACUUGAGCGACGAUGAGGCUGAAGGAGGGAGUCUUGGUCGCGUUUCCGCCUUGCGCAAAUCCCUGCGGACGUUCCUCUUAUUGGAACACGCCUGCAAGUUCUUCAUCGGAUCCGCAUACUAUCAGAUCAAGUCAAAUGAGAACUUGACCAAACCCGACUCAGAGGACUUUCACCGCCUGGAAAAGCUGGAAGCCGAGUCUUAUGACGAAGCAAAGGCAAUCCGAAGGGAGUUGUUGAGGGAAACUCAAGCUCGGGCGCAGCUGCAGAUGAAGAAGAUCAGGGCGAAAGAACCGUUUUAUCGUUUGCCGCAAAUUCCCGACAUACCGGACCAGGGUGGAAUCGAGGGUCAGAAGAUUCUGCAUAUGAUGGAUAUCAUAUGCGACCUUCUCAAUGCGCAGGCAAGACAGCUUGAAAAGUGGCGUCGGAAGAUUGUCGACAUCCUUUUGCUUCCCCUUGUAGACGAGGAUGAGGGGCUUGAAACGACUGGAGAAGAAUACGAGAACAGCACCAAAGUGCAGGAUGAGCUCUACGUCUAUAUCAUGGCCCUCCGCACUCUAGUCGCAGACAGAAGUGCGUUGGUGACAGGACUGCAUGAUCCUCUUGUCAACCAUGAGAUAAAGCAGGCUGAGGUACAAGCGCUCCGAAAGGAAGGCGAUAGAGGGCACGCGCCGGAAUUGCUCCUUCAGAUUGUCGACACUCGUAGAAAGCUCAAGCCAACGGAGGGUAGUGGGUCGUUGAAAGGGGUCGUGUCGGCGGCAAGGUCCCUUCUCACCUCUCUGCAAUGGAAAGCAGACACGGGCGACGAGAGAGCUGUUUUCGAAGCCGCUAUUGUGCAAAAGCAGCUACAUGAGAUGCAGAAAAUAGCCGCUGACGAAGCCAAAGCGAUCACCGAAUUGGAGAAGGAGCAAGAUCUGUUCCGCGGCGCGAUGAACCAACGUUUGGAAUUCUACCGCCAGCUUCAAUACAUCUCUGAUACUGUCGCUCCAUGGAGGGAGGAACUGGAUCCCACACGCGAUGAAGCGGCUUUCCUCGAGCAGCAAAGGCUAGCAGAAAAGCACAAGAAGCGUCUGGCGGACUACAGCGCGAAACACAACUAUCUCACUCACCUUCGUGCCAUGAACGACAAUCCCGGCGCCGUGCACGAGUGCACCAUCUGCAAAGAGGAAUUCGAGAUUGGGGUUCUGACGACAUGUGGACACGAGUUCUGUAAGGAAUGCAUCAAGAUCUGGUGGCAUGCGCAUCGCACAUGCCCGGUGUGCAAGGUCCGACUACAUACGCGUGACUUCACGGAUAUCGCCUUCAAGGCUUCUGUCAUUGAGGCUCAAGAGGAAAACCACGGCUCAGGGAGCUCAUCUGCAGCGUCGACGCCAUCCGGCUCCACAACAUCGAUCUACUCCGGUAUGAGUGAAUCUACUAUGAAGGAGAUAAAGAUGGUGGAUCUGGAUGGUUCCUAUGGGACAAAGAUCGAUACGCUAGCCAGACAUUUGCUUUGGAUCCGAAAUAAUGACCCAGGGGCGAAGUCCAUCAUCUUCUCCCAGUUUGGCGACUUUCUGGAAGUUCUUCGAGACGCGCUGAAGCGAUGGAUGAUUGGCUGUACGAGUAUCCGUGACAGGAACGGUAUUUCCGCGUUUCGAUCCGAUCCUGCUGUUGAGUGCUUCCUCCUCGACGCGAAAUCCGACUCUUCAGGUCUAACGCUAGUCAAUGCGACGUACGUGUUCCUAUGUGAACCGCUCAUCAACCCUGCGAUCGAGUUGCAGGCGAUUGCUCGCGUUCACCGCAUUGGUCAAAAGCGUCAAACGACGGUGUUCAUGUAUCUCGUCAAGGAUACGGUCGAAGAGGCCAUCUACGAUAUCUCAGUAGCACGGCGACUGGAGCACAUGGCGGGAGCUUCCAAGCCGGGGUCCGGGACGAGCACGCCUGCGGCGGCUUUGCAAGAGAAGAUGCUCGACGCAGCGAACUCAAUGGAGCUGGAGACGGCGCCUCUCAAAUCGUUACUGGGGAAGAAAGGAGAUGGAGAAGUGGUGCAGACGGAUGACCUCUGGAAGUGUCUCUUUGGAAAGCCACGGACCAAUAGGGGUGUGCUGGACCAGGAGGUUGGCCGCCACCUACGGGCAGAGGCUGCAGAGAGUCGAAUCGCUCAGGCAGAGAGGUAG
Molecule: messenger RNA, 4425 nt
Organism: Westerdykella ornata
Lineage: Eukaryota; Fungi; Ascomycota; Dothideomycetes; Pleosporales; Sporormiaceae
Exons: 3
Coding region: 1-4425 (1474 amino acids)
Biological process (GO): protein polyubiquitination; DNA damage response
Cellular component (GO): nucleus
Molecular function (GO): ATP binding; ATP-dependent chromatin remodeler activity; ubiquitin protein ligase activity
Source: RefSeq, a predicted model, not a curated record